GGCUGAGGACGGACGGCGGAAGGGGCGGGGCCAGCGCUCGUGGCGCGGCUGGGAGCGGGGCCGCGGGGCCGUAGAGUGACAAUUGCUUGGUUAAAUAAGAUCUCCUAAAGAUAAUGUUCUUGAAUCUCCAAAGAUGACAGCUGUUGCAGAGCUAGAGGAGAUGCUAGUGUCAAUUGAGAAUGAGCUGCAAGCAGUGGAGAUGCAGAUACAGGAACUUAUGAAUAAGCAGCAGGAGCUCCUUCAAAAGAAGAUGAGAGUAAAGGAUCUGAUAAAACAGUCCUCAGGAGACUUGGAGGCAGGUGGAAGUAAAGACACUGAAGCCUCAGCUGAGGAAUGGAACAAAAUAGAUUUUCCGUGGUAUGAGAAGCUAAAAACUGCGCUGCAGAGCAAAUUUAAACUCUAUAAGUUUAGAUCACUGCAACUUGAGACAGUAAAUGCUGCAAUGGCAGGAAAGGAUAUAUUUCUUGUCAUGCCUACAGGUGGUGGGAAGAGCCUUUGUUACCAGUUACCAGCUGUCUGUUCUGAUGGUUUCACACUGGUGAUAUGUCCUUUGAUAUCUCUCAUGGAAGAUCAGCUCAUGGUUUUGGAACAGCUUGGUAUCUCUGCAACCUUAUUAAAUGCCUCAAGCAGCAAGGAACAUGUGAAGUGGGUCCACAUGGAAAUGCUGAAGAGGAAUUCACAACUGAAGCUCAUUUAUGUGACCCCUGAGAAGAUUGCAAAGAGCAAAAUGUUCAUGUCCAAGCUGGAGAAAGCUUAUCAGGCUGGGUGCCUGACUCGCAUUGCUGUGGAUGAGGUGCAUUGCUGCAGUCAGUGGGGCCACGACUUCAGGCCUGACUACAAGUCUCUUGGUAUCCUGAAAAGACAGUUUCCCAAUAUUCCCUUGAUUGGAUUGACAGCAACAGCUACCAAUCAUGUUUUAAAGGAUGCUCAAAAGAUUUUACAUGUUCAGAAGUGCAUUACCUUUACUGCUUCCUUCAAUCGACCCAACCUUUACUAUGAGGUUCGGCAUAAGCCUUCAAAUAACGAAGAUUUCAUUGAGGAUAUAGUUAAGACCAUUAAUGGAAGAUACAAAGGACUGUCAGGAAUUGUUUACUGCUUUUCUCAGAAGGAUUCUGAGCAAGUUACUGUGAAUUUGCAGAAACUGGGAAUCAAGGCAGGGACUUACCAUGCAAACAUGGAUGCUAAAUAUAAAGCCAAAGUUCAUAAAGGAUGGGCAACAAAUCAAAUUCAGGUUAUAGUGGCAACUGUUGCUUUUGGCAUGGGAAUUGAUAAACCUGAUGUGAGGUUUGUAAUUCAUCACUCUAUGAGCAAGUCCAUGGAAAACUACUACCAAGAGAGUGGACGUGCAGGUAGAGAUGACCAAAAAGCUGACUGCAUUUUGUAUUAUGGGUUUGGAGAUAUAUUCAGAAUCAGCUCUAUGGUGGUGAUGGAAAAUGUUGGCCAAGAGAAACUGUAUGAUAUGGUAUCUUAUUGCCAAAAUAUGAACAAGUGUCGCCGAGUACUCAUAGCCCACCACUUCGAUGAAGUGUGGGAUUCUGCAAACUGCAAUAGAAUGUGUGAUAACUGCUGUAGAGAGAAAGCAUGUGAGAAGAUGGAUAUAACAGGAUACUGUAGGGAUCUAAUAAAGAUCAUUGAGCAAGCUGGCAGCAUGAAUGAGAAACUCACCCCACUGAAAUUAAUCGACGCCUGGUCUGGGAAAGGUGUGUCCAAAUUCAGGGUGCCUGAAGUUACUCCACCCAAGCACCCCCGAAAGGAGAUGGAGAGAAUUAUUGCCCAUUUACUGCUGCAGCAGUAUCUGAUGGAGGAUUUCAGCUUCACAGCCUUUGCUACAAUAUCCUACCUGAAGGUGGGACCAAAAGCCUGGCUGCUGAAAAACGAGGGACACGUCAUCACCAUAGAAGGGAUAACAAACAGGAAAAGUGUUUUCAAGGCCAAACCAUCUCAAUCUUCAGAUUCAAAAGGAAGCAGAGAAAAUGCCCAGAAUGGAUCAAAGACUGUCCAAGAUUCAGUGAUGAAGAAAUCACAGGAACAUAAACGGCCCAGCUGUGGUCCUAACUUAAAAGCAAAAAAGCCUAAGCUUCAGGCAGGUGGAAAUGACCAACCAGUAGUUAUUGACUGAGUGUCUCAGACUACAUUUAGGAUCUAGUCACAGUUCUGCUGCAUGGACAAUGCAGUAUGUAAAUUCAGUUUGUGCUUUAGUAAUGGUAUUUUUAUUUAAUAAACACUGAACAGGGAACAAAUAUUCUUUAAAAACUGUCAAAUCUAGAAGCUAGUAGUGAAGGAAAAAAUGUUUUCUAUCAAAAUAAUUGGUGCAUAUCUUAGGGUACAGCAAUGAUUACAAAACCUAUAUAAUGACCAUGCUGCCUUUUUAACUCUUUUGGAAGUGUGGUAUAUAGUAACACUGUGGCAGGUUCAUGCAGUCGUGAAAGGACUGCCAGAGAUCCAGAGAUUUCCAGACUUCCUUCCAGUGGGAGUCUCCACCCACCCACCUGUGAGAGUCCUCUUGAGGUUUCUCUCCUUUGCAGCACAGGACUUAGCGGUCCUUAGCUCUGCCUGAAGACCCUGCUGCCUGCUGUGUAGGUGACUCUCCUCUUCACCAGUGACUUCACUGCAGCCAGGGCACAGCUUCCCCAGGGCACCUGCUGUCACCAGCCCCAGGGAGUGACAUCACACAGCCAGAGACUGGGAUACUCCAGCAUCCUUCCUCUAGAGGCUGGGUCAAAGCUGCUGCUUUGGCAGGGCAAAAGCCUACAUGGGCAUUGCCAUCUCUGCAGUUCUGAACAGGGACAUAUGUCCUACACCCACUGUGGCAUAUUUGAGUGAAACACUUUAUGUAUUAUGUGUUUUUAUCCCUGAAAUAUGUCUGUUGCUCUUAAAAUUCGACUUCUCUAGGUUGUUAUUCAAAUAGACAUUUAUGACUUCUGUGCUUUGGAGAAGUACCUAAAUUUAAGUUUACAAACAAGACAACCUACCAGCCGAGGAAAGACUCAACAGCUACUGCUGUCUGAAAGCAUUCUCAGGCACAUAUGCUGAGUGCUAGAUUAAAUUUUAUUUUCUUAGUUUUAACAAUUUAGCAGCAAAAGAUCAAAAACCCUAAUAAACUCAGGUUCUGGGUGGUUGCAUUUUGGUUCUUCUCCCUUACACUUAUAUGUAUAACAAAUACAAAACUAAUAUAAUUAAGAACAUGCUCAUCUUUAUUUUUCUGACAAAUAAAAAUUAUGACAGUGACUAAA
This is a messenger RNA of Oenanthe melanoleuca, 3233 nucleotides long. It is a transcript of the gene RECQL, whose product is annotated as RecQ like helicase. The transcript is spliced from 15 exons. Bases 134 to 2119 code for a protein of 661 amino acids. The record is from RefSeq and is a predicted model, not a curated record. Gene Ontology annotation, biological process: double-strand break repair via homologous recombination. Gene Ontology annotation, molecular function: 3'-5' DNA helicase activity; ATP binding; four-way junction helicase activity. Gene Ontology annotation, cellular component: chromosome; cytoplasm. NCBI's taxonomy places the organism in Eukaryota, Metazoa, Chordata, Aves, Passeriformes, Muscicapidae.